CUUCCGGGGGUCGUGCCGCCAAGCUCUCCAGGUUGGGCUCUGUCUCUCGAGUCCGCUCGGAGGCCGCCUCCCUCCGACCGGCCCGGCAGGACCGAGCCGAGCCGCGGGGCCCCCUCCGGCCCGGCCAUGAGUGCGGCCGCAUGAUGCGUCCCUGCCUCGGCCGCUGCAGUCGCCGCCGCCGCCGCCGCAGGCCGGGAGGAGCCGCAGCGCCGGGCGACCCCGCCCGGGCCUCGGAUCCUACCACAUAGGACAGUAUGCACCUUAAGAUCCUGAAGAAAAGACACAAAACGUUCAAGUAAUGUCUAAAAAUAAUUUGUGAGGGAAACCAUGCCGUCAUCAGGACACCGGCUCCGGGAUGUCGAACACCAUCCUCUCCUGACCGAAAAUGACAACUACGACUCUUCCUCCUCCUCUUCAUCCGAGGCCGACGUGGCAGACAGGGUCUGGUUCAUCCGCGACGGCUGUGGCAUGAUCUGUGCUGUCGUGACGUGGCUACUGGUCGUGUACGCGGACUUCGUGGUGACGUUUGUCAUGCUGCUGCCUUCCAAAGACUUCUGGUACUCCGUGGUCAAUGGAGUCGUUUUUAACUGCCUGGCGGUGCUUGCCCUGUCCUCUCACUUGAGGACCAUGCUCACCGACCCCGGGGCAGUACCCAAAGGGAAUGCUACUAAGGAAUACAUGGAGAGUUUGCAGCUGAAGCCUGGAGAAGUGAUCUACAAAUGCCCCAAGUGCUGCUGUAUCAAGCCCGAGCGCGCCCACCACUGCAGUAUUUGCAAAAGAUGUAUUCGGAAAAUGGAUCAUCACUGCCCCUGGGUGAACAACUGUGUCGGAGAAAAGAAUCAGAGAUUUUUCGUGCUCUUCACUAUGUACAUCGCGCUGGCGUCCGUGCACGCGCUCGUGCUCUGCGGGCUGCAGUUCGUCGCCUGCGUCCGAGGGCAGUGGACUGAAUGCAGUGGUUUCUCACCUCCAGUCACUGUGAUCCUGCUGAUCUUCCUGUGCCUUGAGGGUCUGCUGUUUUUCACUUUCACCGCAGUGAUGUUCGGCACCCAGAUCCACUCCAUAUGCAAUGAUGAAACGGAGAUUGAGAGGCUGAAGAGUGAGAAGCCGACGUGGGAGCGGAGGCUGCGGUGGGAAGGGAUGAAGUCCGUCUUUGGGGGCCCCCCCUCGCUGCUCUGGAUGAACCCCUUCGUCGGCUUCCGAUUCAGGCGACUGCAGACGAGACCUAGGAAAGGGGGCCCCGAGUUCUCAGUAAAACGAGCCAAGCCAGUGACCAGGAAUUCUGCGGCUGGUGGCUUCGGGGAGCUCCCGCUGGCCCCGUGAUUCCCGAGGGUCCGCCUCGGUCCAGGAGGGGCCUGGAUGCAGGAGCCGCAGGCGCUGCACGGAGCAUCAGGGCUGCAGGUUCGCUCCCCGCCCGGGGCUGGUGGGCCCUGACCCUGUGGGCAAGUCCACGUGUGUCUGUGUGUGUGCGUGCACGUGUGUUUUAAAGUGGGCCGUGUUGUUCAGGCAACAUAACACGUUAUGGGCGUGUGCCACAGACAAGCUAUUUUUUAGAAACCGACGUUUCAGGGAAGAGGGGAGAGCUGCGCGGGGUCCCCCCUCCCGUGGGGUUUACUAUGAAUGUAUUGCAUAUUGGAGAAUAUCUCAAUCCAAAGAACAAUCAUUCCUGUGUGGUCUUCUGUUGCCCUCCUGUUUUAAUUUUUUUUUACAAAAAUCUUGAGUGCGUGAGAGGGCUUUGGCACUGACCUGUCUGGUUCUGGCCAAAUGAGCAGCGUGUAAACGGCCCCUCCGUGAAAGGAGAGCAGCGUCUGUGGCGGCCUGGCACCUGCAGCCUGAUGCUCACGCAGAUGGCCUGCAGGGGGCGCACGCGGCCCCGACGAGGUGAGGGGGCCGCGAGGCAGGAGCCCCUGGGCCCCGUGGGCCUCGCUUGCAGACUAUUCAGGAUGGCGACAGCUUGUUUGAUUUUUCAGUUUUUACCUUUUUGGGGCAUCAUUUUGUUUCUUUACCCACGUCACAAGCGAUAAAAUAGGACCCUUGGUGCAGAGCUUAAAAUUAUGCCAGAAAGCAAACAGCUCCCCUCCCUGGGGACUCGCCUUAAACUUGCCUGGUUUGUCGGUGUUUCGCGGGACUGAGGAGGAAGCCAUCUCUGACAAGGUCUUGGGGGGGGGGUGUCCCCUGAGCCCACGUCCCACGCUGAGAAGAGUGGGCGUCUCCCUCCUGGUCUCCACGCCUCUCUGCUCAUCUGUGAGCUGUUUUGCUUUCGUUUGCAUUAACCCGUCCCCUGUCCUGAUCAGGGUUUCUACCACUGCUGGUGCAGAACCACAAAGGGCCUAUUGGACAACAGUCUAGCUGAGUAAGCGAGCUGUGGGACGGGUGUGAAAUGGACUCAGUCACUGCAGGACGUGGGCUGUGACGGGGGGCGCCGAGUCGCAGCCGGAGGACUAACAGAACAGGAGACUGAUGGGUUUCCCGAGACUGUUCUGCAGCAUCUGUCGUCUGGGUUGGACGUGUGUAUUGGGCUUCAAUGUGAGGCUUUUCAUAUGUAUAUCCUGGUUAUCAAUAAAAACAAUUAUCAAAGUGGUUGAAUCCUGUGAGACUUGGCAAAUACGUGCAAAUCAAGUAUACUUGACUUUUCAACCUCUUCUUUCAAUGUAACUUUUUUAAGAAAUAAAGCCACCAGUUGACAUUC
Molecule: messenger RNA, 2686 nt
Organism: Lagenorhynchus albirostris (white-beaked dolphin)
Lineage: Eukaryota; Metazoa; Chordata; Mammalia; Artiodactyla; Delphinidae
Gene: ZDHHC7
Product: zinc finger DHHC-type palmitoyltransferase 7
Exons: 9
Coding region: 328-1320 (330 amino acids)
Biological process (GO): protein targeting to membrane; peptidyl-L-cysteine S-palmitoylation
Cellular component (GO): endoplasmic reticulum; Golgi apparatus
Molecular function (GO): protein-cysteine S-palmitoyltransferase activity
Source: RefSeq, a predicted model, not a curated record